Messenger RNA from Fibroporia radiculosa, 2985 nucleotides. RefSeq lists its product as uncharacterized. The record is from RefSeq and is a predicted model, not a curated record. Lineage: Eukaryota; Fungi; Basidiomycota; Agaricomycetes; Polyporales; Fibroporiaceae. The coding region runs from base 1 to 2985 and encodes 994 amino acids. Gene Ontology annotation, molecular function: heme binding; iron ion binding; monooxygenase activity. The transcript is spliced from 26 exons.
AUGACUCUCGAAGAGUUGUGGAGCUCACUUCUCGUCCUCGUCGCUGCCGUUUUCGUAUGGCAGUAUCUGGAGAUACGGAAAGUCAGGAACGCCUUGAAAAAUAUAUCUGGUCCCACUCCUGCAUCAUUUCUGACAGGCAGCAUCCCCCAACUCUUCUCUCGUGAAAGUACGAACUUUCAGCGACACUUGGCAUUUGACUAUGCUCCCGUUGCAAAGCUGUAUAGCAUGUUUGGGCGGCCCAUGCUAUAUAUCUCUGAUCCAAAGGCAUUGCACACGAUUGUAAUCAAGGACGAGCCCUCGUUUCUGGAGCCUGAUUCUUUCAUUGCAAUGAAUCACUUGCUAUUUGGACGCGGAUUACUAGCGACUUUGGGUGACACACACCGCAAGCAGCGUAAGCUACUCAAUCCAGCAUUCUCUAUCAAUCAUAUGCGCCACAUUAUACCGAUCUUCUACAAUGUCGUGUACAAGCUGCGAGACGGAAUCAAGAAGCAAAUUAGCAGAGAAGCCGAGGAAAUCAAUAUGCUUGACUGGAUGGGGCGUACGGCACUUGAAUUGAUAGGUCAGGGUGGCCUUGGAUACUCCUUCGAUCCCCUUAUUGAGGACGCGCUCAGCGAAUAUGGUCAAGCUAUUAAAACACUGAUGCCGAACCUAAUUAAAAUACCCACGACGCGACUCAUGGCUCCCUACCUCAUCAGAGCAGGGCCCGCCUCCUUCAGGCGCUUCAUCCUCAACCUCGUGCCGAACAGCGAUGUGCAGAGAGUCAAGCACAUUGUUGAUACCAUGGACUCCCAGUCACGUGCGAUAUUCGAGAAGAAAAAAGCUGUUUUUCUCCAGGGCGAAGAGGCCAUCUUACAGCAGAUGGGAGAAGGCAAAGAUAUCAUCAGCAUUCUAAUGCGAGCGAAUGCUUCCACUUCCGAGGCGGACAAAUUAUCCGAAGACGAAAUCAUCGCUCAGAUGUCAACCUUUGUCUUUGCUGCGACGGACACAACAUCAAACACGUUGGCCCGUAUCUUACAUAUAUUAGCAGAGCGUCCUGACGUGCAGGAUAAGUUGCGGGCUGAGGUACUAGAUGCGCAUGCGGGAGAAUUGUUAUCAUAUGAUGAACUCGACAAGCUCUCCUUACUUGAUGGCGUGUGUCGAGAGACAUUGCGUCUAGAUCCACCUAUUCCAGUCCCUUCACGGGUUGCAAACAGGGACACAAUCAUCCCGCUGGCCGAGCCCCUCGUCGGAAUCGACGGCAGCCUGAUAAGAGAAAUUCCUAUCGUUAAGGGAACUGAAGUUAUGAUCGGAAUUCUGGGCUGGAACGCGAGCAAAGAACUCUGGGGCGAAGACGCGCAUGAAUGGAAGCCUGAGAGGUGGCUCACCCCUCUUCCAGGAAAGGUCACCAAGAGUUCCAUUCCUGGUGUCUAUGCCAAUUCGAUGACUUUCGUUGGGGGAAAGAGAGCGUGCAUCGGCUUCAAAUUCUCGGAGAUGGAAAUGAGCAACAUUUCCCAAAUGUUUGCUCGCGAAGGUACAAGUUUCCAGCGACAUCUUGCAUUUGAGUAUCCUCCCGUCGCCAAGUUAUAUAACAUAUUGGGUCGGCCCAUGCUAUAUGUCUCUGAUCCCAAGGCAUUACACACGAUCUUGAUCAAGGACGAACCUUCAUUUCCAGGGCUGGAUAUAUCGUUUAAUUACUUGAUGUUCGGCCGUGGAUUACUAGCGACUUUGGGUGAUACACACCGUAAGCAACGCAAACUACUCAACCCAGCGUUUUCCAUCAACCACAUGCGUCAUAUUAUACCGAUCUUUUAUAACGUGGUGCACAAGCUUCGCGACGGCGUCAAGAAGCAAGUUACAGGCGGAACUGAGGCAAUUGAUAUGCUAGACUGGAUGAGUCGUGCAGCACUUGAAUUGAUCGGCCAAGGCGGCCUUGGAUAUUCCUUCGAUCCCCUUAUCGAGGACGCGCCCAACGAGUAUGGGCAGGUUAUGAAGACAUUGGUCCCGAACCUGAUCAAAGUUUCUGUCGUGCGGUUCAUGAUUCCUUACCUCAUCAGACUAGGACCCGCCCGGUUCAGGCGCUUCAUAGUCGACCUGGUGCCAAAUGACAAUGUGCAGAGCAUAAAGCGCACCGUUGAUAUCAUGGAUUCGCAGGCGCAUGCGCUCUUCGAGAAGAAGAAAGCUGCUCUCCUUCACGGCGAGGAAGCUAUCUUGCAGCAAAUAGGAGGGGGCAAGGACAUCAUGAGCAUUCUGAUGCGAGCAAAUGCUUCCACCUCUGAGGCAGACGGAUUAUCCGAUGAAGAAAUCAUUGCCCAGAUGUCAACCCUCGUCUUUGCUGCGACAGAUACGACAUCGAACACGUUGGCCCGUAUCUUACACAUACUCGCAGAGCGUCCUGACGUGCAAGAUAAAUUACGUGCUGAAGUUCUAGAUGCGCAUGCUGGGGAAUCCCUAUCAUAUGAUGAACUCGACCAACUUCCCCUACUCGAUAGCGUGUGCCGCGAGACAUUGCGAUUGGAUGCGCCUCUCCAGUACCCUCUGCGCGUCGCAAACCGAGACACGGUUCUCCCACUGUCCGAGCCAAUUGUGGGUGUCGACGGCAGCUUGAUAAGUGAGAUCCCCAUAGUCAAGGGAACAGAGAUCAUCAUGGGAGUCCUGGGCUGCAACGCGAGCAAGAAACUUUGGGGGGAAGAUGCGCAUGAAUGGAAGCCUGAGAGGUGGCUCGCCCCCCUCCCGGAGACAAUCACAAAGGCGAACAUUCCUGGUGUCUAUGCCAACUUGAUGACAUUCAUUGGUGGCAAGAAAGCGUGCAUCGGCUUCAAGUUUUCUGAGAUGGAGAUGAAGGUUGUCCUAUCGGUGUUGCUCUCAAACUUUACAUUCGAGCCGACGGACAAGCCUAUCGUGUGGAAUGCUGGAGGCUUGCGCUAUCCCACGGUGGGUACUGUAAGCAACAAGCCCCAGAUGCCGCUGAAAGUGCGGUUGUAUGAGGGCGUGAAAGCAUCAUGGUAA